Messenger RNA from Amblyraja radiata (thorny skate), 1890 nucleotides. It is a transcript of the gene elovl5, whose product is annotated as ELOVL fatty acid elongase 5. Bases 294 to 1175 code for a protein of 293 amino acids. Gene Ontology annotation, molecular function: fatty acid elongase activity. NCBI's taxonomy places the organism in Eukaryota, Metazoa, Chordata, Chondrichthyes, Rajiformes, Rajidae. Gene Ontology annotation, cellular component: endoplasmic reticulum membrane. Gene Ontology annotation, biological process: fatty acid elongation, saturated fatty acid; very long-chain fatty acid biosynthetic process; fatty acid elongation, polyunsaturated fatty acid. The transcript has 8 exons. The record is from RefSeq and is a predicted model, not a curated record.
CUGGUUAGUUGCGAGCUGUGCGAUGUGACGUUGCGUGGAUGAUAAAGCAGAAACUCAAUCACAUGUUGCUCGUUUCCCAGUGCCCUGGUCCUGUCAUCUCUCUGUGUGUGUGUGUGUGCAGAGUGUGCCUGGGCGGUGAGAGGGAGCUGAAGACCAGGGUCUGACUACACGCCGCUUCUUCCUCAGAAAGGAACACAUUGCGCUCAUCCUUCCUACUUGUCGGAUCUUUAUUUACCUCGGGAGUGAGUGAGUGAGCAAGUGAACCAGCCUUUCCACAUUCUAAGAUUCUAAACAUGGAAACGCUGGACAAGACUCUAAACGACUAUUUUGUUUCAUGGUUUGGGCCGAGGGAUCCCAGAGUUGAGGGUUUUUUCCUGCUCGAUACCUACCCCCCUACAUUUCUACUCAGCCUCCUGUACCUCUUUGUGGUUUGGGUUGGACCCAAGUACAUGCAGAAUAAGCCGCCCUUAACCUCCAGGGGAAUCCUCGUGGUCUAUAACAUUGGAUUAACUCUCCUGUCUUUAUACAUGUUCUGUGAGCUGGUGCGAGGUGUUUGGGACGGUGGAUACAGUAUCUUCUGUCAGGAUACCCAUAACGGUGGCGAUGCUGACCUCAAGAUUAUCCGUAUCCUAUGGUGGUACUACUUCUCCAAAGUCAUAGAGUUCAUGGACACAUUAUUCUUCAUUUUACGAAAGAACUACCAUCAGAUCACAAUUCUGCAUGUCUAUCACCACGCCACCAUGUUCAACAUCUGGUGGUUUGUCAUGAACUGGGUGCCCUGUGGACACUCUUUCUUCGGGGCCACCCUGAACAGUUUCAUCCAUGUGCUGAUGUACUCCUAUUACGGUCUUUCCGCCAUCCCAGCCAUGCGCCCGUAUCUGUGGUGGAAGAAGUACAUCACGCAAGGACAGUUGCUGCAGUUUGUUCUGACGAUAGUUCAGACUAGUUUUGGUGUUAUCUGGCCCUGUGGAUUUCCAAGUGGCUGGCUCUAUUUCCAGAUUGGCUACAUGAUAUCUCUGAUCAUCCUCUUUACAAACUUCUACAUCCAAACUUACAAGAAAAAGAGCGCGUCCAAAAGCAAAGACAUUCUAAACGGCUCGACGCUGGCCGUGAACGGGCAUGCAAAUGGCACGUCUCCACAGAAGGAGCACUUCCCAGCAAAGAAAACUCUUUAAGGCUCCAGGGCUAGCACUCCGCUUCGAUGGCACUCUUAAGAUUUUUGUGACGUUCUAAUGCAAUUUCAAAAGUUACCAAUGUGUUAACUAUAUCCAGUCCUGCGUUGCAUAGCUGUAGCGGCUAGGGACUUGGAACUGAAUAUUGUUGUGAUUAAUAGGGAACAUAAGUUUAGAGAAACCCCCUUGUCCAAAAAGUCUUAGAAAGAUAGAGAAAAAAAAUCCGUAACAGCUCGAUAUAAUUUUAAAAGUGGUAGAUUACUUCCUGAACUAGAGCAAUGGAUCCCAGUGUGAAUCGGGUAAAACGUGGUUAAUUUUAGUUUACAACACUCUUGUUGCCUUACUGCUUAUUUGUGUGUUAGGAAUUGUCUUGUGUUUACCUUAAUCUUAAACCAUAUUUAUAUGUACGUUGGCACAGGGUGUUGUCCCAUAUGCCUUAGCUCGAUCUACAGUACUAAUGCAAAACAAUUAUUAGGUAUAACCGUUUCACGAAUGCCACAACCCCGUGGUUAGUAAAUACACAUGGAGGUUUUGAUAAGGUGGGAUUUGGAUGUGUUGGCACAGAAAUGAUUGAAUGCUUGUUAGGUGCGUUUAUACAGUCAAUUCCCCAUCCAUGCAAGUGACCACCAAUCAAAACUUGCUCGGGCUGCCCACCCUUUUUCUUUACCGAUUGCGUCCACUUUGACUGAGUCGAUUGGUCGAGGUUAUCACGUAAAUU